CUGGGAGUGCAGAGGAGAAGGGGACGGAGGAAGGGCAGUGACCGGCCUCCCAAUCUCGGCCACAGUUCCUGCACAUUUCCUGAGCUCACAGCUCCUGGAAUCCCUCCUGUGAGCCCAACUUCGUGUCCCCGGCCAGGAUGUCAAGCGCGCUGUGGAGCAUCCUGCCCGUGGUGCUGUGGCUGCUGCUCUGGCACCCCAUCAGUGCCAGUGGCCCGUGCUGGGAGAGUGGCAAGUGCCAGGACCUCACCAACGAGGCGGGUAUCCUGGCGUGUGCCAGCGCAUGCAGGUGGCAGCUGUCGGCCGAGGCUCCCGUCUACCCGGGCAACGGGCACCGGCAGCCCCUCUCCGAGAGCAUCCGCAGGUACGUCAUGAGCCACUUCCGAUGGAACAAGUUCGGCUGGAGGAACAGCAGCGCCGGGCUGCACCGGCGGGAGCCGGCGGCGGCGGCGGGGGACAGCCCUGCGCCCGCGGGGGCCAGCCCUCCGCCCGCCUCCCUGCCUGCCGUCCCGCCGCCGCGCCACGGCCCGGAGGAGGGAACGGCGGCGGGGCGGGAGGAAGGCAAACGCUCCUACUCCAUGGAGCACUUCCGCUGGGGGAAGCCGGUGGGACGCAAGAGGAGACCCGUCAAGGUCUACCCCAACGGGGUGGAGGAGGAGUCGGCCGAGAGCUACCCUUUGGAGUUCAGGAGGGAGCUGGUGCUGGGCACUGGGGCGCCACCUGAGGAGGAAGAGGAGGAGGAAGAGGAGGAGGAAGAGGAGGAAGGGCAGGGAGAGAAGGAGAAGGCGGCGGGCAGCUCGCACGGCAUGCGGCACUUGCGCUGGCACACGCCCUCGAAGGACAAGCGCUACGGGGGCUUCAUGACCUCGGAGCACAGCCAGACCCCUCUAGUGACUCUCUUCAAAAACGCCAUCAUCAAAAGCGCCUACAAGAAGGGGCAGUGAUGGGGAGCGAGCCCGAGGGGCGUCCCACCCUCGCCACCAAGCACCCCCAGCCCCUCCCUAGCUUUAGUGUCCCCCUGGCAUGUGUUUCGCCUAGAGAUCGCUCGUCCUGUCGCUCUUCACCGCUGCUCCGGAGGGAUCCGCUCCCAGCAUGGGGAUGAGGACAUCCACCGCGUCCCCACGCCCACUGGACGGGCUCUGGGAGCAGGGGUGAGGCGAGUUAGGAGCACACUGGGUGAUUUCCAUCUUCUGACUGAGCUGUACAAUACUGUAAAUGAGAGAUUGAAAGAGUUCUACACCGUAAAAUAAAACAAUAUAUCCUUUUUUUGUUCUUCCUUUUAUUUCCCCUCCCUCCCCCCAGGCUAACCAAGUGUCAGCAGAGUCCCUGGGGGGUGGUUGGUGCUCAUCGAGGGAGGGAAUAAAGGACUGCAAAGUAAAAUCCUAGCCGUGAGAUAAAGAAACCUGCUGAGAUGGGGCAAGGAAGAACAGCUUUGCCCCCUCUCCCCCCACCAAGAUAGGGAGUUUCACAGCAGCCAGCCAUGGGAUUCCAGCAAGGCUGAUCUCACUGCAGCCAG
Molecule: messenger RNA, 1513 nt
Organism: Pogoniulus pusillus (Red-fronted tinkerbird)
Lineage: Eukaryota; Metazoa; Chordata; Aves; Piciformes; Lybiidae
Gene: POMC
Product: proopiomelanocortin
Exons: 3
Coding region: 138-941 (267 amino acids)
Biological process (GO): regulation of corticosterone secretion
Cellular component (GO): extracellular region; secretory granule
Molecular function (GO): hormone activity; G protein-coupled receptor binding
Source: RefSeq, a predicted model, not a curated record